AUGCCUCUCCUUCUCUCUCUCCCUCUCAAGCUCUCUCUCUCUCUCUCUCUCUCUCUCUCUCUCUCUCUCUCUCUCUCUCUCUCUCGCUCUCGCUCUCUCUCUCUCGGACCCUCUCUCUGCCCUCUGCGCUCUCUCUGCCCUCUGCGCUCUCUCUGCCCUCUGCGCUCUCUCUGCUCUCUCUCUCUCUCUCUCUCUGCUCUCUCUCUCUCUGCUCUCCGUCGAUCGGUGGCAUCGCAUUGGCGCGCUUCAUUUGGAUUUUCGAUUUGCUUCCGCGUCUUGAAAGGCGGUGGUGAGAUCUCCACCCUGGUCGACUUUGUUCAAGUGUUGCGUGAUGGAGUUGCCCUCUGCGCCACCCUCAACUUUAUCGUCCCUGGUGCCAUUCCUGAUGUGCACGCCGCCCCCAACCAACGCCUUUACGCAACACUCGAGUCGCAAAUUGCCCGACAGCCCAGCACGGAACCCCCACGGAGCCCCCUGCUACACAUGAACAACAAAGACGAUGAGGAUGCCUUAUCAGACUACGAGACCAAGGUGGACUUUGGUAACGAAGACAUCUACGGCGCUAUCGUGGCUCGCCAUGUGAUGGCAAUUGAAGAAGUCCAGGAGACGGAGAAAAACUACAUUGAUGGUCUACGCACCAUGCUUCAAGAUUUCAAGAAGCCUCUUGCUGUCUUGGUGUACCAACCCGAUCCCCCCGUCACACAAGCCCAACUGGAUACCUUGUUUUCACAUUUGGAUGAGUUCGAGGCCCUUCAUUCCCAACUCUACAAGGACAUUGUUGACCAUCCUGACCAACUUGCCCACUGCUUUAUUCAGCGCCGAGAUACCUUUUCUAGCUACGCAGAUUAUGCCAUUGGCCAAGCCGCUGCGCUCCAGCUACUUGACGAGCUCCAAAAGAAGUCUGAAGUCAAGGCGGCACUAGACCGACUGGUGUCCUUUAGCAAUCAGCGCUUCAAACUGAAAGAUCUCCUCAUGUUGCCCAUCCAGCGCUUUCUCAAGUACCCCUUGCUCCUCUCUGAGAUUCAAAAGCGCUUGCCUGAGCACGAUGUUCAUGCCAAGCGCAACAUCAAGGCUGCCAUUACAACCGUCAAGGACAUUGCAAAGCACAUUGAUGCGAGCACCAAUGACUCGCAGAACAUUGAAGAGAUUGACUCAAUCCAAAACUCUCUCAAAGACUACAAUGUGGGAGAGGGCUCCAACAUCCCGCUGGUGGAAUACGGCCACAAACUGCUUGAUGCCGACCUGCGGAUCACGCUCGACUCGGAUCCCAAGAACGCUCAACGACGUUAUGCGUUUUUGUUCAUGCGAGCUCUGCUUGUCUGCAAGCCCAAGGGCAGCCGCUACAACUUACAAUAUGCCAUGAAUAUUGCCAACUUCAAGGCUGAUUCGGUGACCAUCCGUGGUCAGCCAUUGGCCAUUCGUUUGCACAGUGCACACCCAUCUGAUCAUCCUUUCAAUUGCUUGAUUCAGCUGCGCAAUCCAGUGGAGCAGCAGGAAUGGAUGCAGGCCUUGAGCACUGUGGGCAAGCAGGCGGGAAUUACUUCGCGGCGAGCGCGCGGUGGCCAUCGCUUUGAGGUCACGCCAUUUGAGCCGGGACUGCGCUGUCAACAGUGUGACCUUAUCUUAUGGGGCCUCUUUGACCAAGGCGUGACUUGCCGAGGCUGUAAUUUUGCAGCCCACAUUGAUUGCGUUGCCAAGGUACCAGCCCGAGUGCUAGGUCUCUUUCUCUCUCUCUCUUUCUCUCUCUGUCUCUCUCUCUCUCUUUCUCUCUUUCUCUCUCUCUCUCUCCCUCUUGUUUUCUCUCUCCCUCUUGUUUUCUCUCUCCCUCUUGUUUUCUCUCUUUUCUUUCUCUUGGUGCCCUUCCUUGUAUAUUUGGCACUCAUCGUAUUGGCAACGUUGUCUCGGCAGGCGGAGCGCAAAUGCUCCAAUCCGCACCCUGCAACCAUGUCUCGCCGUGCUCGCCGCUACACGGUGCAAGAGGCGGAAUCGUCGCUCAAGGCUGUGCAAUCGCGUCGCGUGCCACGCUCUGAGACACAAUCGCGGACGUCGCGCAACGCCACCAUCAGUGUGCGCAGUGGCCACACAGUGGCACCCUUCCAGGUGCCGGGAGCCGCGGGUGCCCUUACCGAGGAACCUAUUCCUGAAGGCGUUCACAACUUGGCCGCCAAGAUGGGCCGCGCGAGCUUGGACAGCAGCGCUGGUGGCAGUAGUGUGCAGCCCACCGCCACCGCCAACAUGGCUCCCGGAGACAUUCUGGAAGCCGUGCACAGCUUUGAGCAUCACCGCGAACGACAGGCGGGGGAUUUGGCCUUUAAGAGAGGUGAUUACGUGAAAGUUUUGGAAAGCGCCCCGGGCAACUGGUGGCGGGGCCAGCACAUGGGGACAAUGGAGCAGGGCUUGAUUCCCAUCAACUUUUUUCGCAAGCCGGACCGUCGUAUGACGCACGUUGGACACAACAUGACACCACCGUUGAAUUUGGACGGUGGCAGUGGCACUGCCCCGCCCCCGCCGCGCCCGCCAAAGUCUGCGACCGUGCGCGGGCUCUCCAUGCAGCGCAAACAGGGCCUUCGCGCUUUUAUGCCCGAGUUUGAAUACUGGUACCUGGGGCCAAUGGAUAAACCAGAGGCGCAUCAGCGAUUUGUGGGCCUACCGCAAGGUAGCUUUGGCGUGCGCCGCACGCCAGAUAAGGGUGCCUAUCGCCUUGUCGUCAAGUUUGGACAGACCGUCAAGCAUCUGCGAAUCCACGCCGCCAACAAUCAGUACAUGUUGGGCAUGGCUGCAACCUUUGACACCAUUCCGCAAUUGGUGAAGCAUUACCGUCAUCAGUCGCUGGCCUCCCAUUACGAAGAUCUGGACACGACGUUGCUCAUUCCUUCGGGCUCGAUUGAGUUUACGCCGGAGCAUCGUGUGCGCGUCCUGCGCAACUACAAGGCAGCCGAUGCAAGUGAAAUGAGCCUCCGCGAGGGAGAUCAGAUUCACGUUGUGGCCACUGAAGGCCAUGGACCUGGGCGGUGGUUUGGAACCAAUCUUCAGAACGACAAAUCAGGGCGCUUUCCAGCCUCCGUCGUCGCGCCGGCGCAAUGAUGGACAUUCUCACAUGUGCUCCCAAAGAGCCGUGAUUUCAUUAGACAGCUGUUAUCAUUGGGCUGAAAUGACUCGGCUCGCUCUUUUCUCGGCCUUGAUCUGGGUUUCCUUUUAAAUUUGUUUUCAUCUGGCUUUCACUUGAUGAAGCAUGGUGAUUGAUUCAACCCCCAAUCGAAUAAAGGGUGUCAA
Messenger RNA from Monosiga brevicollis MX1, 3273 nucleotides. RefSeq lists its product as uncharacterized. The record is from RefSeq and is a predicted model, not a curated record. Gene Ontology annotation, molecular function: guanyl-nucleotide exchange factor activity; protein binding. The coding region runs from base 1 to 3084 and encodes 1027 amino acids. Gene Ontology annotation, cellular component: cytoplasm. Gene Ontology annotation, biological process: regulation of GTPase activity; cell migration. The transcript has 22 exons. Lineage: Eukaryota; Choanoflagellata; Craspedida; Salpingoecidae.